AUGUCGAGCGCAUGUGAGUUAUCGUCACAUCCCGGGGAGAUACGACAGGGAACUGUUGAGGAAGUAUGCGACGUUGCCUUGACAUCCGUCUCUCCCAAGCCGGACGGCGAUACGGCACCGAAGGUCGCCGAAAAGGCGCCUAAGGUAUCUAAGGGUGUAGUAGAUGACGAAGAGCUCAUAGAGCAGGACCUCUCGGAGGAGGAGGACGUUCUCUACGAGCCAUUUGUGCAGAGGUAUAGACCUGGUGUAUCCGUUGAGGUGAAGCUGAAAACAAUUCACAAGGAGACUGUGAAUGGAGUUAAGCAAGUGCCGAUGAUAAUCGACUUCUAUGCCGAGUGUCUAAAGGUAUACCGUGAAGAACGCCUCUUUAUCUUCGAGGACGGUUACCUCGGUCAGAAGCGUGAUGUGUCUAAUGAUAAUGCCGCUAAAGACCGCGCUAAAUCAAAUGGAUCCCAGGGUAACAAUGACAGUAAACCGGAAAAGGGCCCAGGGCAGGAACAUAACGGUGUGGUUUCCGAAAACUCAAGGCUGAGUGCGUUGAACGCUGAAGUCUCACUAGAUGAUGUUAUGUGGUUGAAGAAUCGCCCUAACGAUCCUUUGUUGAGGUGUAUACAGUCAAUUACGGAUCGACUUAACAUACAAGGUAUUGUUGGAGAUCCCGUAUCAUACCUCAAGGCUGGCGGUGACGAUAUGCACUACGACAUUGACGAUCCGUUUAUAGACGACGAUCAGAUGUUCAACGAGCUAAGUUUAUCGCGUGAUGAGCUUGUGCGCAAGAAACAAAUGGAGAGGGACUUUUCCAUUUGGAGUGAAGAUGAAGAUGACCAGGAGAACACCAUUGUACAGCCAACAAAUUUUGUGUCCCAGUAUGCAUCUAAGUUAAAAUCUGAGAUUGAAAACAAUUCGGAACAGAAUAAAGAAGUGGAUUUGUAUUUUGACCCCGUUGGGUGGCGACGUUACAUGGCCCGUAUACCGAAGCAAUUCCAUCCCAUUUUCCACGAGAUGGAAGCUACUUACAAGUCCUACGAAGGGUGCUUAUACAAUGAAGACCUGCGGAAACUCGUGCUGCAUCUUCUGAAUGCAAUUUUAGCGAAGCUCAUCAAAAUUCAGGCACCACGGCCGAAGAAGACACCCACAAACGGUGAUCCUGUUUCCACGGAUACUAAGGACCCUUUAGACGAACAGCUGCAGAUAUUCGAGCGUCAGGGUCUCAAUUGUGUUGGAAUAGGAAAGAUUCUAGGGGUAAAUGGUCGGUUUUUACGUUGGGUAGUUGCAGCUAUCUCGGAGGUGACCAAUGCUGUGUCCUGCCACGACAUACAUGAGGAAUGGUUGAAGCUCGUUUUAGAGUAUAACGAACAAACAAUAAACGCUAUGCGUGAUCGGUUAGCCCAACGGCUAAUACCCAAAGUUCAGCAGUUGAAAGAUAAAAAAGGGGAAAAGCUAUUCAACAAGCUGGCUGAUAACCUAAGGAACUUGUCGAAAAGUGUUGGGUCUGUUCGACGUCUUAUGCGUGAUUAUGAAGUGGCCAUAGCUGAGGAAUACGGUCUUUCAAAAGCCGGGGACCGCAAAUCCAAUAACGGCGAGAAUGGGAAAAGGAUUAAGGACAAGCCACAUGCACUUACCGAACCCAGCACACCUAAAAGAUUGGCGGGGCCUCCCGCGGAGGAUCUGAACUCAAAGGCAGAUAUCGUUUACAAUGGGUCUGUGAUGUCUCCUGGCAGUGCGGCUGUCAAUAGUGCGGGAAGGUCCAGUGACUCAAUGACCUUCGAGGCACCGGAGAUGGAUGACCCGUUCACGGCAUCCCCUACCCAAGGCUUCGCGUCAGAUAGCGAGAUAAUGUGUAUACAACAGUUUGAUAAUGGAGAAGGCGGCGUUUUAACGUUGGAAGACCUAAACACCAGCCAGUCGGAUUAUGAUGUGCCUGCAGCUACUACUGAUGAUGUUGAUAGCAAUGCAGAACCGGAAGGCUGUUCUUUCGCGUCUAUGAUCCGUAAUUGGUCUAUGUGGAGGCGUGUGAGCAACAUGGUUACCAUUUACAAGUAUAUAGCGGGUGACAUUCUCACAUGGGUACAGAUGAUCAACAUUGCCACUGCUACGUUGCUCACAAUCGCAGGUACUGACUUCAAGAAUUUGGUGGAGAAAGCAGUUUCAGUUCCAUACAUCUUCGACAAGGCCUAUAUGAGUCUUGCAGACCUGUUUUCUAGCGUCAUACAGGAUAUUAGUGGUGUGAAGGUACUGAUCACUCCGGAUGUCUCAAGAAUCAUUGUCAUGUACAUACAUGAGACUUCCUCUGUCCAUGAUCUUUGUGAGAGGGAGAACAAGGAACCUUUAGUGUUCUUUAACAACUCCUACAUAGCGGCAUCUCAUGGCAAAGUACAUCUUAGGAAGACCAAGAAAGACAAGCCGCCUUCCACUCCUGGGGCAGUACCAAAAGAGUCGGUACCCCAAAUUGUGAGUAAAAAGGGCCGGGAGAUAAAGGUGAAGACGGUGCAAGAUGCUGAGCCCGAAGCCAAGAAGCCCCGGGUGAAAAGUGUCACUCAAUGA
Messenger RNA from Babesia sp. Xinjiang, 2544 nucleotides. RefSeq lists its product as uncharacterized. The record is from RefSeq and is a predicted model, not a curated record. The coding region runs from base 1 to 2544 and encodes 847 amino acids. The transcript is spliced from 2 exons. NCBI's taxonomy places the organism in Eukaryota, Apicomplexa, Aconoidasida, Piroplasmida, Babesiidae.